Messenger RNA from Brachypodium distachyon (stiff brome), 1123 nucleotides. Its product is annotated as somatic embryogenesis receptor kinase 1. The record is from RefSeq and is a predicted model, not a curated record. The transcript is spliced from 8 exons. Gene Ontology annotation, molecular function: protein binding. NCBI's taxonomy places the organism in Eukaryota, Viridiplantae, Streptophyta, Magnoliopsida, Poales, Poaceae. Bases 82 to 768 code for a protein of 228 amino acids.
UUGGGGCUACUGAGUUCCAGCUGUGUAUAAAAAGGCUUCCAUCUCUCAGUAUUAUACACACACCUCAGGCUUCCAGACGCAAUGGCAGCUCAAUUUGCAGCAGCGCUCGUCACUACUGGCCUUCUUGCUCUCUUAACUCUUGCGAGCGGCAACACCGAAGGUGACAUCCUUUACGCCCAAAGGCAGGUAUGGAAGGACCCCAACAAUGUGCUUCAGAGCUGGGAUCCAACCCUUGUCAACCCCUGCACUUGGUUCCAUGUCACCUGCAACAACAUAAAUUCCGUCAUCCGAGUGGAUUUGGGGAACGCAGGCAUCUCAGGCAGCCUGAUCCCUGAGCUGGGAGGACUGAAGAACCUUCAGUACCUCGAGCUGUAUGACAAUAGGAUGGCCGGAUCAAUCCCAGCAAACUUGGGCAACCUGACAAGCCUAAUCAGCCUUGAUCUCUACAACAACCUUCUCAGCGGCGUAAUACCGACCUCGCUCGGGGCCGUCGGGAGUCUGCGUUAUCUGAGGCUGUUUGGCAAUAACCUGACAGGAAGUAUACCGGCGUCGUUGGGCAGUCUGACCAAGCUUGUCCACUUGGAGCUUCAGAAGAAUGCCCUGAGCGGCUCCGUCCCGGCUUCCUUGGGAAACAUCAAAACAUUGCAGUUCUUGAGGCUGAACGCGAAUAUGCUGACCGGCACGCUACCGCUGGAGGUCCUCUCUCUUGUUCUUGUCGGGAACUUGACUGAACUAUUUACCUUGACGCAGAAAUGUUGCAAAGAAUAAUCUGGCUGGCACUGUUGGAUCAUCUGGGCCGAGAGUGACUGCGGUCAUCCAGGACGCGCUCAACACUGCAAGCUGAGCACGCGGACCGGGACUUCCUGGAAAGCUGAAUGGUUUUGCUCUUUAAACUACUCCCUCCCUUCCAAAAUAAAUGCCGUGGAUUUGUAUAUAUUUUUAUGCAAAUCCACGCCACUUAUUUUCGGACAGGCGGAAUAGAUAGCAGUUGCGGCGGUCUUGACUUUUGUUGUUGCAUUAUCUUUCAUAGUGGAAUCCGGAGGUUACCUCCGGUCCCAAAGAAAGAAAUCGAAUGAAUUUGUAAACUUUGAAAUAAUAAAAUUUAAUGUGCACUUUUAUGACA